AUGAGUGAAGGGUCUGAAGAAACGAUCAACGAGGAGUAUAAAAUAUGGAAGAAGAAUGCUGCCUUUCUUUACGACUUCGUCGUGACGCAGAGCUUGGAGUGGCCAAGUUUGACCGUGCAGUGGGUCCCGGGAGUUUCAAAGUUUGUAAAAAUACCUUAUCUGUUUUGCGUUUUCGUUUCUUACGUGAACAGUGCAGUAGUUUUGUGUUCCUCUUUGAGGUCGACUCGGGAUGAUUACGUCAUACACAAGCUGAUUUACGGUACACACACAUCUGAAGAACAAAAUUACCUAAUCAUCGCUUCGGUGCAUCUGCCGACUGAUAACGCUCGGUUUGACGUCUCUACGUAUGAUGCCGAGAACAGCAAAUUCGGCGGUUUCGGUGGUGCUGGCUUCAACAUUGAAGUCUAUCAACGUAUCAACCAUGACGGAGAGGUAAACAGGGCACGUUACAUGCCACAGAACACGAACAUUAUAGCGACCAAAACUCCAAGUUCUGAAGUGUUCGUAUUCGACCUCUUGAAGCAGCCUUUGAACCCAGGUAUGGAUGCAAAUGUUUUAUUUUUUAAUCUCACGACUGAAUUUUGUUCACCGAAUCUGAUUCGAAAAUCUGUUAGAUGGCUUAACCGCUUUUUUGCUUUUAUUUGUUCUCACAGUCUCUGA
Molecule: messenger RNA, 660 nt
Organism: Soboliphyme baturini
Lineage: Eukaryota; Metazoa; Nematoda; Enoplea; Dioctophymatida; Soboliphymatidae
Source: the annotation of a GenBank genome assembly